This is a messenger RNA of Chelmon rostratus (copperband butterflyfish), 2700 nucleotides long. RefSeq names its product solute carrier family 35 member A5 (gene slc35a5). Gene Ontology annotation, biological process: pyrimidine nucleotide-sugar transmembrane transport. The transcript is spliced from 11 exons. Gene Ontology annotation, cellular component: Golgi membrane. The record is from RefSeq and is a predicted model, not a curated record. Bases 244 to 1512 code for a protein of 422 amino acids. Gene Ontology annotation, molecular function: pyrimidine nucleotide-sugar transmembrane transporter activity. NCBI's taxonomy places the organism in Eukaryota, Metazoa, Chordata, Actinopteri, Chaetodontiformes, Chaetodontidae.
GGAAGUGUCGGUGGAGGAAGCACAAUACUUCGGUUAUGUCUUGGCCAAAGGGAAAAUAACAAGGAACUCUUUUUUAUUUUCUUACCUGGCGAUGUCGUCAUAAAUAUAUCCUUGCCAUCGUCCUGUUCAGCUUCGUUUUAUUUCAGCAAAGCAUUACAGCUAACUGGCAACCGAGCGUAAUCUGUGGAGUUUCUUGAUGGACAGAGAACGCAGGUUUGACUACAUCCACUUCUAGUCUUAGCCAUGGUGUGCUGCCCAAGGCCAUGCUCCCGCUCAUCGACUUACACUCUGGCCCUUGGCCUGGGUUUCGUAUCCUUGGGGACUAGUCGUAUUCUGCUGCUCAAGUUCUCUGCCAAUGCAGAAAACAAGUAUGACUUCCUUCCUGCAUCUGUCAAUCUUCUUGCUGAGGUGCUCAAACUGCUCUUCUGUCUGGUUAUGUCAGUCAGGGUCAUAGUCAGAGAGGGACGAUCUUGCAGAGAGCUGGGCCAUUGCUCCAGUGCUUCCUUCCUCAGUUCCUUGAAGUGGGCUGUCCCUGCUUUCCUCUACUUUCUCGACAACCUCAUCAUCUUCUAUGUGAUGACCUACCUGCAGCCUGCCAUGGCUGUGUUGUACUCCAACUUUGUCAUCCUGACCACAGCUGUACUCUUCAGAAUUGUUCUGAAGAGGCGACUGUCCUGGGUUCAGUGGGCAGCAUUAGUUGUCCUUUUCCUGUCCAUUGUUUCCUUGACGACAGGAUCAGGGAGCAGCCAAAAGACCAUAGCUGUAACAGGUCUCCACUCAAAUCCCCUCUCCACCCCCUCCAACUCCUGCCUACUCUACACUCAGCUGAUGGAGCAGAUGAGGAACAGCAGUGAAUCGUGGGUGUCAUCCCUGCCUGGGCAGAGCUGGAGGGACAAUAUGGUGGGGAAGCUACGAUCUUUAGGUGUGGGUCACAUCUUGCUCCUCCUCCAGUGCUUCAUCUCUGCCAUGGCUAACAUCUACAAUGAGAAGAUCCUAAAAGAAGGAGACCAGCUGACUGAGAGCAUCUUUAUCCAGAACAGUAAAUUGUAUACCUUUGGUGUGGUGUUUAAUGUUCUGACCCUUGGGCUCGGCAGUGAGGCGCGAGGCCUCACAAUGCACUGUGGCCUCCUCCAUGGGCAUAACAUCUACUCCCUGGGUCUGGUGCUGGUCACUGCUGCCCUGGGUUUAUCUGUGGCCUUCAUCUUGAAAUUCAGAGACAACAUGUUCCAUGUGCUGACAGGCCAGAUCACCACUGUUCUGGUUACCACCCUCUCCCUCUUCCUCUUCAACUUCCGCCCUUCGCUGGACUUCUUCCUCCAGGCUCCUAUGGUCCUGCUGGCCAUCUUUAUUUACAACGCCAGCCGACCCAAGGACCUGGAAUACAGCCUGCAGCAGGAAAAACUGCGGGUCAUCAAUGGAGAGGUGUUUGAGAGAUCCAGAGGGGAUGGUGAGGAGCUGGAGCUCCUGACGAAGCCCAACACAGAGAGUGAAUCUGAGGAGGAGUCUUUGUAGUACUGACUUGCCUACAGAAUAUUUUCUUCUUCACUGCUGCUAAUAUUCAGCUACACCAUGUUUGCAGAUUGUACCCGUCAAAGCAUUUACUUGAAAUAUGUCAGCAGAUAAACGGUCAAUGCCAUUGUUGAUGAACUGUGCAAUGAACAUUUGUGAUAACAAAGGCUACUGUGUAUAUUUUGAAAUGUGCCUGUCUUUGUAUCAGUGCUGUCAAUUUACAUGUAUUUGUCAUCAGAAAGAAUUUCUAAUCGUAUGGUGGAUAAAUAAAUUUUCAGUUCAGUAAGAAAAUAAUCAAAAUUUAAUCAAGAUCAAUUAAUUUUAAGUAACACAACAUUGGACUGUAUUUUGUCAUACAGAUCUUGUGCAGAACAUAUGCGGCUUGAAACACACUGAGUAAGUGGGUCUGAUGGAGGUUACUUUCACGUUCCGGCAACGCUCUUCUAUGUUAACAAUGAUUGACAAGAAAUGGACAGAAUAUCUGACUCAGCAUAUACAGCCACAAAGUCUUUAAUGAACACGCAUCUUGCAUCUGCUGAUAUGGUUUCUUGUUGAAGUGAUGAGCUACCACACUGCCUCUCUUGGUUUUUGAUGUGAGAAGUGGGUGGCCAUCACACAUGUUCUUUCAGGUGUGUGUGCAUGUGUGUAACCUUUCUUUCUGUUCUUCCUGUCUCUCUCAACAGUACAGUUGUUUGGUUGGGAGAGGCAGUAAGAAGAACAUGAUCAUGUAAAGCUUUGUCAUGAUUCCAGCUGUUGCAGAUGAGAAAUCACAGAUCUAGAUGCCAAACCCCAAACAUAUAUAUGCAUAGACCAGUAUGUCUAGGUGACCUCUACAUUUCAAGUUUAAGUCUACUUUGUGAAAGUAGAUAAAACAGGAAGUGGUUUGUGUUCAGCUGGGAAGUAAGACUGCAAUCACUGAUGAUUUGUAACAUAUAAAGCUUCUGAAGGGCAUAACAUUGACAUAUAUACCCUAAUCAAAGUUCCCUCUAAUUUCCAUGUGUCUGAACAGACACACAAGCUCCCUGAGCACACUGAGGACCACCGUGAGCAACAUCAGAUGUGUACACUGUGGCCACACACCAGUAUCACGCCUGUUCAAAACCUUGGAUCAUAUCAAUUUACAUGGCUUAUUAAAAGAAUCAAAUUACAGCAGCAAUUUUCAUUAGUUUACUUUUAAUAUAAUUGAUUUGG